Molecule: messenger RNA, 2040 nt
Organism: Sycon ciliatum
Lineage: Eukaryota; Metazoa; Porifera; Calcarea; Leucosolenida; Sycettidae
Product: putative cyclin-dependent serine/threonine-protein kinase DDB_G0272797/DDB_G0274007
Exons: 10
Coding region: 345-1232 (295 amino acids)
Source: RefSeq, a predicted model, not a curated record
CUCGUCGCUAGCUGCUUCCUGCUUGAAUGUUGCUGUGUCCGCUUGUGAUAUGAUGCGAGCCGUCGACGUCCCGGCCAAGUUUGGUAAGUACCUGUUAGUGGCCAACGCAGCAGCGGUGAUUAGGUAGGAACAACGCCAGGCUUAGCCAGGCGGUGUCGUGGCCACCAGCAUUGGAAAAUUGCCGCUCAUCUGGUAGUAUUGCUGAGCCCAACUGCGACUACCAGCUAGCUGGAUCGACACUAGGAGGCAGCCGAAUCAGUUUAAGUACACCUCAGACGGUCAGCAGCCAGCAAGGUUCUUCAAGUCCGCACUGACACAGUUCGUCGUAGGCUGGCGCAAAGCACAUGGCUGCCCAACUUGAACCCUCGCCUUCUCACAAGAUCGGUGAUGCUGACCACUUUCCGCAUGAUCAAAGCCAAAAUGGGAAUUCUCUCCAGCCAGUACAGCAUGGACAAAUUGAUCAGGAACAGCACCACCGCCAACAUCAUCAGCAGGAGGAGGAGCAAUUGCAGCAAGACCAACAGAUGUGGCAGGAGGAGGAACAAUGGCAGCAAGACCAACAAACGUGGCAGGAGGAGCACUUGCAGCAAGAAGAACAAGAACUUCAAGAUUACUCCAGUCCUCUAGCAGAAUAUGAUCAGCAGGAUGCAGAUAUGAACACAUCAGUACCAGCUGAUCAAGGGCUGACCUCAUCAUCAUCUCCACCGCCGGGUCCAGGAGAUUAUGAAGCAAGCCAGGAGUUGGAAUAUAGCAGUGACUCAAUGAGCAAUGAGUGGCAGGACAUCAGUGAUCCAGAGGACUUGAUGUUGUCACGGGUUGAAUCUUUGCGUGACCGUCGGAAAGCACCCAGAGGAUCUCACCACACACAGUACAUUGAAAAGCGCCCGGCAAGUCCCAAAUUAGAUAUUGCUGCCACGCAAAUUACACCUGGCCCGGCAUCGUAUACCCUACCAUCUUUGUUAGGCACUAAAAACCACACAGUUAAUAAACACCAGCUACCAGCUUAUUCCUUUGCCAGAAACCCGAAGAUACCAAAGUCCCAGUUUGACAGGGGCAAUGUCAGGAAUCUUGGCACGAGGGCAAAACAUCCUGGACCCAAGUACAAACCAGGCGCAACAAUAACUAGGACUGGUGACUCAAAGGGGCCAGCAUUCAGUCUUGCCAAGCGAUGUAUGCCAGAUCCAUAUCGCCAUCGGGAUGCCUGGCCCAGGCGAUUACCAUGCAGGAAUUGAAGAUAGAGGUCCUAAGUACUCCAUGCGUCAUUGUACAAAGAUACCAGAAUUUAAAUUUGAAGCGCCUGGCCCGGCAGGCUACAAGUUGCCUGAUCUGAUUGGACAUAAGAUUACCAACAUUACUUCAGCACCCCGAGUGGCAAUCCUGGGUAACCGAAAACAUCACUGCUGUGAUGGGGAAAAAGAGGGCCCUGGUCCAGGAAGGUAUGGCCUACCACCUCUCAACACAUACAAGAAUAAAGAUCCUGCUGGCUACAGCAUGAAGAUUUCCAACAGCUACUCACGUAAUCUUAAUGCCAAGCAAAGGCAGCAAGGUCCUGGACCAGCUGCAUAUCACACAGGAUCUGUGAAGGAGCAAGCUAGCGGACCGACGUGCGGUAUCAAGCAUUCAGUGCAUUGCAACAAGUACAAGGCACUAACAAAAAACAAAUUUUCAGACUUUUGAUAUUUGAAAUGCAGCAGUGCAGCAGUGCAGCCCUGUCAAGAAUCGCCAUGAUACACUAAUCACACAACGGAUGAAGAAACAGCUGGUGGUGUUCGCAGCUCCAGCCGGUGAAAUCUCUGCCGAAGGAGUUGAUUGCGCCAAUUGCAGGCGACAACGUUUGCCUGGGGUGAUUCUUCUGGCACAGUUAAGUGUUGUCUUUACCAGGAAUUCAUAAUUAUAGUUUUGCCAUUGUACUUGUUCACAAAACAUCAAUGGCUUUUAGAAGGCACCCAGGCCGAACAAUUCGUCCACCCUCUGUUGUGGAGCUGUAUACCUACUGUUGUCUAGCUGCCUGUAUAUCUACUUAUAAUUAUACAUGUAUGA